AUGGCGGUCCUCUCAUUGAUAACCUCGGCCAAGUUGGAUACGUCCCUUGACGUGCCCGCCCUCAAUCCGCCGAAUGAUAUCGCAUCAAAUUUUGACAAUCCGCCAAACAAGAAUUACAUUGCCCAAGCCGUAAUACCAACAUGUUUGGCUCUCACGGCUAUAGCUGUCCUUCUCCGGAUAUGUCAUAGGCUGUUCUACGUUAAGAAAACUGGGUUUCCUGAUGUAUUAAUGUUAAUAUCUCUUGGCUGCUAUAUCGUAGGCGCAUACCUAAAUUACCGGCUGGUAGAGAACCCUGGCGCCUUUGUUCAUCAAUGGGAUGUUCUACUAAAGGACAUGUCGGAUAUCCUCUUCCCCCUAUUCCUCAGUGGUAGUUUCUAUAUCGGAGCUGUCCUGACAAUAAAAGCGGCGAUACUUCUGGAUUGGAUCCGUUUACUCAUUCCGUACGGCGUGCGGAAUAACUUCUUCUGGUUCUGCUAUAGCGUGCUGGGCGCGAAUGUCGUAUUCUACAUCGUAACUCUCUUCCUCAUGAACUUCGCCUGCGUUCCUAUUGAGAAAAAUUGGAACCCCCUAUUCGUCGGUGGCUCCUGUCCGGUCAACAGGAAGGUCCUCAACAUUAUAUCAGCUGUGCUGAACCUUUGCUCGGAUAUAUCAAUUCUGCUUCUGCCGCAGCACAUCAUCUGGCGCUUAGACAUGUCAACGAAAAGAAGAGUCGGCGUCUUUGUUAUCUCUGCUAUGGGUGUUUUCUGCUGUGCUUCAGCAGGGUUACGCCUUCGAGCGAUACUCAACUAUUCUAGGUCAGAUGAUAUAAUUUAUCACACGGCGCCUGUGAUGCUCUGGGCUCUGGCCGAGAUGACUUGCAUGUUCCUCAUUUACAGCACUCCAAGUGCGGCUAAGAUCCUGUCAGAAAUCCGGUUUCUUGACCGGCUCCAGAGCCGGUAUACCGUCAUGGCCUGGCUCGGAUAUGAUAAAUAA
Messenger RNA from Daldinia childiae, 972 nucleotides. RefSeq lists its product as uncharacterized. The transcript has 4 exons. The record is from RefSeq and is a predicted model, not a curated record. Lineage: Eukaryota; Fungi; Ascomycota; Sordariomycetes; Xylariales; Hypoxylaceae. Bases 1 to 972 code for a protein of 323 amino acids.